CACAAUGCGUAUAUACAGAAUGCAGAGAAAAUGGCGGCAUUGAUGAAAGCCGUGCAUGUUUCCAAAAAUAUGAAUAAUAUAAUGAAGCUUUUCACAAAUUUAUCUUUGACUCCAAAUGUCAUCACUUCUUCUAAACAUGUAUUUCUUCACAGGACGCCAGCUUUGCAUUGCGCAUUUAUACACAUUACACCGGAUAAUCGCGAUUUGAUGGAAUUUUUCGACGAACCGAAAAAUUGGGGACGAAAUGAAGUGAAGGUUGGUCGAUCUUGGAGAAAAGAUGAAUUAAGAUUGAAAAGUAAUUCAGAUCUUCAUAAACUAUGGUAUGUGUUACUGAAAGAACGUAACAUGCUCAUGACAAUGGAAGAAGUAUGUAAAGAUGAAAAUAAAAUUUUUCCAAAUCCUGAACGUUUAGACAAAGUUAAAGACAGUAUGAAUAAUUUGGAAUCAGUUGUUCGUGAAAGAAACAGAGCCUACCAUAUGCUUGAAACUGGUGAAACAGGAGAGCGUCCUGGAAAACUGGUUUAUAAUUGUCUAGGUUUGAAAUUUUAUCAUCGAAUGCAUCAAUAUAUUAUACCAAAAUAUAUGAAUCGAAAAUGGCAUAAGUGGCACAAGUUUGGUUUUGGUGGGUUUGCAACUCGGCGAUUUUUAAGAUUAUAUAGAGAGAAAAUUUGGAAUCAAAAACGCAGAGCAAGAAAUCGUGAUAAAAAUCGUGUUGCAGUAUUAAUGAGUAAAUUCCCGAAUGUGGAUAUUGAAGCUGUGAAACAACAUUUUCCAAAUGUUGAUCUGGAGACAAUAAAAACGUUAAAAAGAGCAAGAGGUCACCAUGUACCUGAAUAAAUGCAGCAGAAUAACAAAAUAUUGAACAUUCAUUAUAUUAUAAACAUAAAAUAUUCAUACAUAUAAUAUUGUUGGCAAAUUUGUGUCUGUGUCAGCUUUUUUUAAAUAUUUUUAUUCAGAGAUUUAUUAUUCCAAAUCAUAAUUUUAAAUGAAUUAGAUUGCUUAAUUAUGCAGUUUGCAUUAUAAAGAGAAAUAUAAAAAUAAUG
Camponotus floridanus (Florida carpenter ant) is the source of this 1043-nucleotide messenger RNA. RefSeq names its product 39S ribosomal protein L47, mitochondrial (gene mRpL47). Gene Ontology annotation, biological process: mitochondrial translation. Gene Ontology annotation, molecular function: structural constituent of ribosome. The transcript has 5 exons. The record is from RefSeq and is a predicted model, not a curated record. The coding region runs from base 31 to 837 and encodes 268 amino acids. Gene Ontology annotation, cellular component: mitochondrial ribosome; mitochondrial large ribosomal subunit. NCBI's taxonomy places the organism in Eukaryota, Metazoa, Arthropoda, Insecta, Hymenoptera, Formicidae.